This is a messenger RNA of Drosophila albomicans, 2138 nucleotides long. It is a transcript of the gene Rh5, whose product is annotated as opsin Rh5. The transcript has 3 exons. Gene Ontology annotation, biological process: G protein-coupled receptor signaling pathway; visual perception. Gene Ontology annotation, molecular function: G protein-coupled receptor activity. Lineage: Eukaryota; Metazoa; Arthropoda; Insecta; Diptera; Drosophilidae. The coding region runs from base 824 to 1996 and encodes 390 amino acids. The record is from RefSeq and is a predicted model, not a curated record. Gene Ontology annotation, cellular component: membrane.
CGUCUGACAGUCGUCAAAACAACGCUUCGUCGUGAAGGUGGGUCAUUGUGAAAUGACAGCGCCGAACCAACCAGGCGUACAGCACUCACCAGCUGGCUGCUGUGUCACUCGCAAUGCAAUCGGCGUGCCAAAACGAGACGACAGUGUGUGCACGCGCAGCUGCGUUGCUAGCGUUGUCUCGCUCUGGCGCAGAGACCGCCAGCACAUUGCUGGACGCCGGUGCGCAUUUUUGCGUUUGAAAGAAACAGGUCGAAGCACGCAAAAGCAAAGGCACUCGGAAAUGGAAAGACGCACGUGCCGCAGUCAGUUGCCGACCGUCAGAGAACAACAACAAGCUGCUUGCUACCGAAUGCUGGGCACCCGUUACUUAGUGUCAUAUUUCGCACAAAAGUUCGUUCGUAUUUUCUGCUACAAUUUACGAUUUAGACGAGAGAGCGAGCGAGACCGCGAGCGAGUUGUGGAGAACGUGAACGAACCGUUUUCGUUUUUGCUGUUGCCCGCCAGAGACGUUGGAAUUUGAAUUUGAAUGUCAACGACGAUAACGUGGAGGCGAUGUUGAUACGUAAUUUGAGCCGCACAAAAAUGUCUUAAGAUGCAGAUUAGCGGCGUCUAAUCCCAGGCUAAGUCACGCUGCAGAAGCUUCUAAUCACAUUAAUUGAAUUUCGCACCUCAACCCAGUGUGGUCACUAUAAAAAUGCCAUUCCGUCAGCAGGCCAGAGGUCAGCCAAAAGGCGACACGUCAAUGGAGAGCAUGUGCCUCCUCCACCAGAGCUAGUCGACGGAAUUUUCUAUCAAAAAAUAAUAAAAGGACCUCAACUGCAAAAUGCAUAUCAACUAUACUGGUGACUUGACCGGACCGCAGCCGUAUGCAAGCUUCCUGAACGACAGCCUGGGCGAUGCUAGCGGCUCUGUGCUGCCCUUGGGACAUGAUUAUCCCGCGGAGUUCCAGCACAUGGUGCACGCUCAUUGGCGAGGAUUUCGUACGCCUCCCAUUUACCAUCGUGCUGGCAUCUACAUCGCCUUCUGUGUCCUCAUGACCCUCAAUAUCUUUGGUAAUGGGCUCGUCAUAUGGAUAUUCUCCACCUCAAAAUCUCUACGGACGCCUUCAAAUUUAUUGAUUCUGAAUUUGGCUGUCUUUGAUCUGUUUAUGGCCUCCAACAUGCCCCAUUAUCUGAUUAAUGCCACCCUGGGAUAUAUUGCUGGUGGGGAAAUGGGCUGCGACAUCUAUGCGCUAAAUGGUGGCAUCUCUGGCAUGGGCGCCUCUAUAACAAACGCUUUUAUUGCCUUUGAUCGCUACAAGACCAUAUCGAAUCCCAUCGAUGGACGCUUGAGCUAUGGACAAAUACUUAUGUGCAUCAUCUUCACCUGGCUGUGGGCAACACCUUUCUCUGUGCUGCCCCUCUUCCAGAUCUGGGGUCGCUACUUACCAGAGGGCUUCCUGACCACCUGCACCUUUGAUUAUCUGACCAACACCGAUGAGAACCGACUGUUUGUUCGCACUAUUUUUGUGUGGUCCUAUGCCAUUCCGAUGACCGUGAUUAUUGUUUCUUAUUACAAGCUCUUUACCCAUGUACGAACCCAUGAGCAGAUGCUUGCGGAGCAGGCCAAGAAGAUGAAUGUGAAGUCGUUGUCCGCAAAUCAGAACAACGACUCAAUGAGCGUGGAACUGAAGAUUGCCAAGGCAGCUCUCAUAAUUUAUAUGCUCUUUGUGCUCGCUUGGACUCCGUAUUCGGUGGUUGCCCUGAUUGGUUGCUUUGGAGAACAGCAGUUGAUUACACCAUUUGUAUCCAUGUUGCCCAUGUUGGCCUGCAAAUCGGUUUCAUGUCUCGACCCCUGGGUAUAUGCGACAAGUCAUCCAAAGUAUCGUCUGGAACUGGAGAGACGACUUCCCUGGCUGGGCAUACGGGAGAAACAAACGGGAACUGGUGCGACGGGUGGCCAGGAGAGCGUGGCCAGUGUCAGCGGCGAUACGCUGGCCAUGAGCGUCCAGAACUGAACGACCUAAACUUGGAUAUCUGCACUUUGAAAUAAUAAUAGAUGUACUCGAUCUCGAUAUAUGUUGAUCACUUCAAGCAAUGAACUAAAUGAGUUCCAAAAAUACAAAAACAAAAAAAGAUGGCAUUGAAAAACAAACAUUG